Molecule: messenger RNA, 225 nt
Organism: Auanema sp. JU1783
Lineage: Eukaryota; Metazoa; Nematoda; Chromadorea; Rhabditida; Rhabditidae
Source: the annotation of a GenBank genome assembly
CCUGAAUACUGGGUUUUCCGUAACGCACGCUCUGCAUUAUUCAAGAAAAACGGACAAUACGAAGAAAGUCUUAACUGCCAAUUCACCAAUACUCUCUUGAACUGCCUUGAUAGUAACUUUGAAUGUAUGGGGCAAAACACUUAUAUCGCUUUCGGAGCUUCUAAUAGCACAGAAGCUAUUGACUACUGGACUGAUCUUCUCAUAAAUCAGUACCAAUGUACAUCG